AUGGCUACUUAUCCCGUUCCCUACAAUGGGUCGGCCACUGGUACCGGCGGGGACUCCUUGACGGAGGACCUGAACAUUUACUACAGCUCCGGUGAUAUCGCUUGGGUCAUUACGUCCACCGCCCUGGUCUUGCUCAUGAUUCCUGGCGUCGGAUUCUUCUACUCCGGUCUCGCUCGCCGAAAGUCCGCCCUCUCGCUGAUAUGGCUAUCGAUCAUGUCCGUCGGCAUGGUGUCGUUCCAAUGGUUCUUCUGGGGAUACUCACUGGCCUUCUCACACACCGCCGGGUCGUAUAUUGGAGACCUGGCCAACUUUGGAUUCAAGGGCGUCCUGGCUGCCCCCUCAGUGGGUAGCACCAAGGUCCCUGAUCUCCUCUUUGCGGUGUUCCAGGGCAUGUUUGCCUGCAUUACUGUGGCACUGGCUGUCGGUGCCGUCGCCGAGCGUGGUCGCAUGCUGCCCUGCAUGGUUUUCGUCUUCAUCUGGUCCACCAUCAUCUACGACCCGAUCGCGUGCUGGACAUGGAACGCAUCCGGCUGGGUGUACAAGCUGGGCGGCCUCGACUUUGCAGGUGGUACUCCCGUCCAUAUCGCCUCUGGGGCCACCGCCUUGGCCUACUCCCUGAUGCUAGGAAAGCGUCGGGGCCACGGAACUCACGAGCUCAACUACCGCCCUCACAACGUCACUCAUGUGGUCAUCGGCACUGUCUUCCUCUGGGUGGGAUGGUUCGGGUUCAACGCUGGGUCGGCCCUGAGCGCCAACCUCCGGGCUGUCAUGGCCGCCGUCGUGACGAACCUGGCUGCGUCCGUCGGUGGUGUCACCUGGUGUCUGCUGGAUUACCGGUUGGAGAGAAAGUGGUCGACCGUCGGCUUCUGCUCCGGCGUGAUUGCGGGCCUGGUUGCCAUCACCCCUGGGUCCGGGUUCGUGACUCCGUGGGCGGCGUUCAUCUUCGGCGUGGUCGGCGCUACCGCUUGCAACUACGCCACGAAGCUCAAGUAUGUCAUGCGCGUUGACGAUGCGCUCGAUAUCUUUGCCGUGCACGGUAUCGGUGGUCUGGUGGGCAAUCUCCUGACCGGACUAUUCGCUGCUGACUACAUUGCCCACCUCGAUGGCGCCACCACGAUCAGCGGAGGCUGGAUCAACCACCACUACAUCCAGCUCGGAUAUCAGCUGGCGGACUCGGUGACUGGCAUGGCCUACUCCUUCUUCGGCAGCUGCAUCAUCCUCUUCCUCAUCAACCUUAUCCCAGGCCUGCGCCUGCGUGCCCCGGAGGAAGAUGAGAUCAUGGGUAUUGACGACGCCGAGAUUGGCGAGUUUGCUUACGACUACGUCGAGAUCACCCGCGAUGUCAUCAGCACCGCCAACAGCGAGGUGGGCGAGAACGCGUCCAAGCGGAGCAUCACUCCCCCGGCUGGAAACCAUACCGCCGUGGAAGCGAAGGUUUAG
Messenger RNA from Aspergillus terreus NIH2624, 1440 nucleotides. RefSeq names its product ammonium permease MEP2. Gene Ontology annotation, biological process: ammonium transmembrane transport. The coding region runs from base 1 to 1440 and encodes 479 amino acids. Lineage: Eukaryota; Fungi; Ascomycota; Eurotiomycetes; Eurotiales; Aspergillaceae. The record is from RefSeq and is a predicted model, not a curated record. The transcript has 6 exons. Gene Ontology annotation, cellular component: plasma membrane. Gene Ontology annotation, molecular function: ammonium channel activity.